Messenger RNA from Argentina anserina (silverweed cinquefoil), 696 nucleotides. RefSeq lists its product as uncharacterized. Gene Ontology annotation, cellular component: TRAPP complex. The transcript has 3 exons. The record is from RefSeq and is a predicted model, not a curated record. Gene Ontology annotation, biological process: endoplasmic reticulum to Golgi vesicle-mediated transport. Bases 45 to 470 code for a protein of 141 amino acids. NCBI's taxonomy places the organism in Eukaryota, Viridiplantae, Streptophyta, Magnoliopsida, Rosales, Rosaceae.
UUCAUCCAUCGACCCAUAUCAGAUUCAGAACUAGCCUUUCUGAAAUGGCAGCGAUUUACAGCCUCUACAUCAUCAACAAAUCAGGCGGCUUGAUCUUCUACAAGGACUAUGGAUCGGCGGGACGGAUGGACACCAACGACAGCUUGAGGGUUGCGAGCUUGUGGCACUCAAUGCACGCCAUUUCCCAGCAAUUGUCCCCGGUUACCGGUUGCUCCGGCAUCGAGCUACUCCAAGCUGAUACCUUUGAUCUUCACUGCUUCCAGUCACUCACCGGGACAAAGUUCUUUGUUGUGAGUGAGCCUGGUACGCAGCACAUGGAAGGUCUGUUGAAACAUAUCUAUGAGCUCUACACUGAUUAUGUCUUGAAGAACCCCUUUUAUGAGAUGGAGAUGCCUAUCCGGUGUGAACUCUUUGAUAUUAACUUAACACAGGCAAUACAAAAGGAUCGUGUUGCCUUAUUGGCCCGAUGAUCUAUCGUAUCUGUUACUUGAUCUGUGCUCCUUUAGAUGUAUAUCUUCUGAGCAAUCGUGAAUGCAACACAUUAGAUGUGUUGUUUGACUUGAGCAUGUCUUCAGUGUUCUGCUCGGGGUUUGUGUUGAACUGUUGUAUCUUAAUUAUGAUUGUGUUUAUUGUUUUCAGAAGUUUUUUCCUCUUCUAAUUCAUUUCUGAAAAUCAAUAGCCGAUUUGUGAGUUCCA